GCUGGUGCAAUGUGCGACCGUGCUGGUUAUGGGAGCACGAUGGGUCACUUUCCUAUGGGACACAUGUCUGCUAUGGGAGCCAUUGGUACAAUGGGGGCGAUAUCUGCAAUGAAUGGUCAGACACACCAGAAAAAAUCUCAGGAAGAGCACAUUAAGAGGCCUAUGAACGCUUUCAUGGUUUGGUCGAGACUGCAAAGGCGGAAAAUAGCACAGGAUAACCCUAAAAUGCACAAUUCAGAGAUCUCAAAACGAUUGGGUGCAGAAUGGAAGCUUUUAACAGAAGAUGAAAAACGACCCUUCAUCGAUGAAGCAAAGAGGCUGAGGGCUAUGCACAUGAAGGAACAUCCUGACUACAAAUACCGGCCGAGGAGGAAACCCAAGACUUUAAGAAAGGAGGGCUAUCCCUACUCGAUUCCCUACCCCAGCGUGCCUAUGGACGCCUUAAGAGCUGGUAUGGCCGGCGGUGGCAUGACGCAAGCGAUGGGCGGCUAUUACGGCGCGGCUUACGGCCCGCUCGGGGCCAGCAUGGCGGCCGCAGCGGCGGCUGCCGCGCAGCAGAACGCCAUAUCCGCUGCACUUACACCGAAUGCUCAGGUGGGACCAACGAUGGACAUGUCAAAGUAUUCAAUUGAAGACAAAUACAGGAGCUACGGCAUGUAUCCUGACCCAUCGCGAGGGUAUCUGGACUCCGCAGCGCUUUCCAAGGCUUACAUGUAUAUGGACCAGCAACAGCAACGCUCCUAUCCGAUGGACAUCAGCAAGAUGUACUCUGACGCAUCAGUCGCUAUGGCGGGUCUGACUUCAACGGUAAAUUCCGCGUCCAGCCUAUCCCCACGAUCCCCAGCCGAAUCUCCGGACACACAAAAGACUCAGGAACGCGCCGAAGGCAGUUCUUCUUCCGGCUCUAACCCGUCCCCAUCUCUACCUUAUUACCAGUCCUCGACCAGUCUCCUAAUGCCCCAAUAUCCGGGCCAAUAUCCCCAAAACACGCAAGGGGGUCCAGAAUUUCGGAGACCGUUGACUGUUAUAUUCUGA
Molecule: messenger RNA, 1035 nt
Organism: Melitaea cinxia (Glanville fritillary)
Lineage: Eukaryota; Metazoa; Arthropoda; Insecta; Lepidoptera; Nymphalidae
Gene: Sox21b
Product: transcription factor SOX-21-like
Exons: 4
Coding region: 10-1035 (341 amino acids)
Biological process (GO): cell differentiation; regulation of DNA-templated transcription; anatomical structure morphogenesis
Molecular function (GO): RNA polymerase II cis-regulatory region sequence-specific DNA binding; DNA-binding transcription factor activity, RNA polymerase II-specific
Source: RefSeq, a predicted model, not a curated record